Malania oleifera is the source of this 5168-nucleotide messenger RNA. RefSeq names its product disease resistance protein RPV1-like. Lineage: Eukaryota; Viridiplantae; Streptophyta; Magnoliopsida; Santalales; Ximeniaceae. Gene Ontology annotation, biological process: defense response; signal transduction. The transcript has 5 exons. The record is from RefSeq and is a predicted model, not a curated record. Gene Ontology annotation, molecular function: ADP binding; protein binding. Bases 158 to 4330 code for a protein of 1390 amino acids.
CCUACGCAAGGAAUGUUCGGCGACGUCAACAGUCUAAUUAUUAAAUAAAGCAAUGCUUCCAGUCAUCUCCCGACGCGCGCUCAGUCUAAUUAUUAAAUAAAACAAUUCUUCCAGUCAUCUCCCGACGCGCGCUUUUUUUCCGGUGAAAGACCACAACAUGGGGAGCGAAACGACGUCGUCGAUUCCGGCUUUCCGAGUCAGGUGGGACGUGUUCCUGAGCUUCAGAGGCGAAGAUACUCGCGACGGCUUCACCGACCACCUCUACUCCGCGCUCGAGAGGAGCGGCGUCCGAGUCUUCCGCGACAACGACGCUCUCAACCGCGGCGACGAAAUCGCUCCGGGCCUUCUCGACGCGAUCGAGGACUCCGCCGCUGCCAUCGCCGUCAUCUCACCGGACUACGCCUCCUCGCGAUGGUGCCUGGAGGAGUUGGCCAAGAUCUGCGACUGCCGGCGGCUGAUUCUCCCCGUCUUCUAUUGCGUCGAUCCUUCCGACGUGCGGCGUCAGAGGGGACCCUUCGAGGAUUCAUUUCGGAGUCUGAGGGAAAGGUUUGGGGAGGAAGUUGUGGCGCGGUGGAGAAAAGCUAUGGAAAAGGCUGGAGGAAUCUCUGGUUGGGUUUUCUGCCGGAACAGUGAAGAACAAGAAUUGAUUCGUUGUCUAGUAAAAAGGGUUUUAACUGAAUUAAGCAAUACACCAUUGGCUGUGGCUACGUAUAUCGUUGGACUUGAUUCUCAUGUAGAAAAAUUGAUGGAUCGAUUAACUGUUAAAUCUGGUGGCAUCCAAGUUUUGGGGCUUCAUGGAAUUGGCGGAGUUGGCAAGACUACCCUUGCUAAGGCUCUUUAUAAUAAGCUUGUCACUCACUUUGAGCACCGCAGUUUCAUUUCAAAUGUUAGAGAAACUUCAGCACAGGAGAACGGUUUAGUGGCUCUUCAAAACAAAGUUAUCAAUGAUCUUUCUAUGGGUAAGAUGUUACCUGUAUACGGAUAUGAUGCUGGUAUAAUUGCAAUCAAACGGACUGUUCACGAGAAGCAAGUUCUUGUUGUUUUAGACAAUGUUGAUGAUGUGAGCCAACUGAAUGCACUAGCUGCCAGCAGAGAAUGGUUUUGUGAAGGAAGCCGAAUCAUCAUUACCACGAGAAAUCAAGAAGUUUUACUUAAGCAUCAAGUGGACAUGCUCUAUGAGGUGAAAGAGUUGGAUUCCUCUGACUCAUUGAAACUUUUUAGUUACCAUGCACUUAGAAGAGAGAAACCUACAGAGGACUUCUACAGUCUGUCCAAGCAAAUUGUCUCUCUUACAGGAGGAUUGCCAUUGGCUCUUGAAGUUUUUGGUUCCUUUUUGUUUGAUAAGAGGAGAGUGGAGGAAUGGAAAGAUGCUCUGCAAAAGUUGCAACAAAUUCGUCCACAUCAUCUUCAAGACCUUCUAAAGAUAAGUUUUGAUGGGCUAGAUGAACAAGAGAAGUGUAUGUUCCUUGACAUUGCGUGUUUAUUUGUUAAAAUGGAGAUGAAGAGAGAUUACGCAAUUGACGUGUGGAAGGGCUGUGGUUUCAGUGCUGAGACGGCUGUCAAUGUCCUUACAGCAAAAUCUCUCAUUAAGAUCACUGAUGACAGUGAGUUUUGGAUGCAUGAUCAAGUUAGAGACAUGGGAAGACAAAUUGUUCAUAAUGAAAACCUUGUAGAUCCUGGUAUGCGCAGUAGACUCUGGAAUCAUGAUGAAAUUUUACGGGUCUUGGAGGCUGAGAGGGGCUCGAAGCAUGUUGAAGGGAUCAUUCUAGACUUUGAAAAUAAGAACUUUGUAAACCAUCUUACUGCUGAAAAAAUUGCUUGGAAUGAAUUUUGGAGAGCACCUAAUUUUGCAUCUGCUGUUAUAUACUUGAGAGAAACUCUGAAGAAAUGUUUUCACCAUGACAUGGAGGAACGGGAAGAGAUGUUUUACACGAAGCCAUUUGAAUCUAUGGUUAAUCUAAGAUUGCUUCAAAUUAAUCAUGUGAAAAUGGAAGGGAGUUUCAAGUAUAUGCCUGCUGGUCUGAAGUGGCUGCAAUGGAAAGGUUGUCCUUUAGAAAUUCUUCCGGAUAACUUUUUUCCUCGAGAACUUGCUGUUCUCGAUCUCUCAGAAAGCAAGAUUAAACAUUUGCGGAACUGGAGAUGGCGGAGUUCGCAUAGGAACCAGGUAGCUAGGAAGUUGAUGGUUUUGAAUCUCCAGAGUUGUCAUAAUUUAAUUUCUAUUCCUGAUUUAUCUGGACAUCAGUCCCUGGAGAAGCUUAUUCUAGCUGGUUGCGUUGCACUGAAUAAUAUUCAUAAAUCAGUUGGGGAUCUGAAUACUUUACUUCACUUGAACCUGAGGGACUGUCCAAACUUGGUUGAAUUCCCAAAUGAUGUCUCUGGGCUGAAACAGCUUGAAACCCUUAUCCUUUCUGGUUGCUCAAAACUGCAAAAAUUACCAGAGAACUUGAGCAGCAUGAAAUCAUUGAGAGAAUUUCUUCUUGAUGGAACUGCUAUAGCAAAGCUACCAGAAUCUAUAUUCCGUCUUACAAAACUUGAAAGACUCAGUCUAGAGGAUUGCCAAUCAUUAAAACAACUGCCCAUUUGCAUAGGAAAGCUGACUUCUCUAAGAGAACUCUCUCUUGAUCACUCUGCAUUGGAAGAAAUACCUGCUUCUAUUGGAUCUUUAAAAAAUCUAGAAAAACUAAAUUUGAGGUGGUGUAGAUCACUCACUGCAAUUCCUGAUUCUGUUGGCAAUCUCAAAUUGAUGACAGAAUUUCUGCUUAAUGGAAGCUCAGUUAAAGAACUGCCUGCUUCGAUUGGUUCGUUAUCCUAUUUGAAAAACUUAUCAGUUGGAGAAUGUUGUUCUCUGGGUACAUUGCCUGUUUCCAUAGAUGGAUUAGCCUCCAUGGUGGAGCUUCAGUUAGAUGGGACUAACAUCACAUAUUUACCAGAUCAAAUUGGCGCCUUAAAAAUGCUUGAGAAGCUGGAGAUGAGGAACUGCAGAUCUCUUAGGUCAUUGCCAGAAUCAAUUGGAAGCAUUUUGACUCUUACCACAUUGAACAUGGUGGGUGCAGCAAUAUCUGAGCUGCCAGAGUCCAUUGGGAUGCUGGAAAAUCUCAUCUUCUUAAGAUUGAACAAAUGCAGAAAGCUUUGCAGGCUGCCAGCUUCAAUGGGAAAAUUAAGGUCCCUGUGCCACCUUUUAAUGGAGGAUACUGCUGUGAGAGAAUUGCCUGAAAAUUUUGGGACACUCUCAGGCUUAAUGAUAUUGCACAUGGCAAAGAGGCCUCAUCUGGAGCUGCCUCAAAACAUUGGACAAGCAGAGGUCAAAAUUCUCAGUGGGCAGGAAACACCAGAGCUUCUUGCACUUCCAACAGCUUUCACAAAUCUCACCUCAUUAAUAGAAUUAGAUGCUCGUGGCUGGAAAAUAUCUGGAAAAAUUCCUGAUGAUUUUGAGAAGUUGUCAUCUUUAGAGAUUUUGAAUCUUGGACACAAUAAUUUUUUCAGCCUUCCGUCUAGUUUGCGGGGCCUUACCAUUCUUAAAAAGCUUUUGUUGCCCCAUUGUAAUAAACUGAAAUCUCUCCCUCCCCUACCCUCAAGUUUGCAGGAGCUAAAUCUUGCACAUUGUACUGCUUUAGAAAGUAUUUUUGAUCUGUCAAACCUGAAGAAUUUAUGGGAUUUGCACCUUGCAAACUGUGAGAAUUUAGAGGAUAUUCCAGGACUUGAAAGCUUGAAGUCCUUGAGAAGGUUAAACAUGAGUAGUUGCAGUGCUUGCUCUACUGCCGUUAAGAGAAGACUUUCUAAGGAUGCUUUGAAAAGAUUUUUCUGUCUCAGUAUUCCUGGAAGUGAAAUCCCAGAUUGGUUUUCAGAAGGAGCAGUCCUUUUCUCACACCACAGAAACCUUGCCAUUAGAAGUGUGAUUAUAGGUGUAGUUGUCUCUCUGAACGAGCAAACAUCAGAUGAUUCAAGAUUUCAACUCCCUAUAGUAGCUGGCAUUGAAGCACAAAUCCUCAGACUGAACAAAAUAAUAUGCACUGUCACACUGAACCUGAUGGGAGUUCCCAAGAUGAAUGAGGAUCAAUUUUACAUGUGUCGGUAUUUGGAUCAUCAGCCACUUGUUUUUAACUUGUUAGAUGGUGAUGAGAUACGUGUGGUGGCACGAAACCCUCCCAUCAUUAAAGGGGUUGAGGUGAAGAAGUGUGGGAUUUGCCUGGUUUAUGAAAAUGAUGACGAUUAUGAUCAAGAUGAAGAUUUAUUGGAUGAUAGCCAACAAACUGUGUCGGGGAAACUAGAAAAUUUUUUCCACCCUUCUGAAGGAGUUAAUGUUGCCUCUACCUCUGCUUGUAAAGUUUGAAGAAACAUGCAUUAGAUGGAAGUGAAAGAAGGAAUAUUAUGAGGUUCCCUUUUUUGUGCCCUCCUGUCAUUUGGGGUUUGCCCAUUGAGGUUCAAAGCUUAACUCACCAUCUCUAUCCAACCAGUAAAAAAUAGCACGGGGUUCAACUCAGUGAUCUAAUGCCAUAAUGUGAUAUUGGCAAUCCAGUUCAACCAGCCAUGGUAAAGGCCACAAUCAUAAUAUUAUUGUGGGAAAAGAAAAGACGAUGUUACUGCUUAACAUGCACUCUGCUGAUCAGAGGAUAGAAAGCUUUGCAAUUCCGAUCUUCACCUGAAAGGCAAGAGCAGGGCAGGGAGAAGAAGAGAGAAUGGAAAUGUUGUUGCGUGUUUCAAGCUAGGCUAAUCAACCAAGCAGCAAGUCCUUGAAGCUUCCAUUGACUGUUAAUCAAUGGUUUGUUGAACUAGUGUAGCGAGAACCAUACAAAAUCUUGCCGUCGUCUCCGAAAGAAACAAUUGGUAUGGGUGCUCAUGCUGCAAUGGACAAAAUGGAUGCCUGCGAGCAGCUUGGUGUGGAGGUUGGAGGGUAAAUAUUGGGAUAUAAGUAUCAGAGAAAUGUUCUGCUUCCUCAUGACUCAUUUUCUUUUGCAAUUAUCCCACCAUUUCUCAUUUUCUCCCCAAGGAGACGCUCUAUGUGUAGUUGCAUACAUUAUACGAAUUGGUUCCAGAGGAAACAUUUUCGUUUAGCCCAUCUUGUUAGUGUUUUUUUUUUUUUCCUCUAAUGUAAUUAGCCUGCUCUAUUUAUUAACAAAUGUCAAAGAAUAAAUUCAAUGCACAAUGAAUAAAUAUAUUUCUAAAUGUCA